AUGCAAAAAGUACUUGAAAAUAUAGUUUCAUCUUUACAACAACCAAGUUCUUGUUCUGCACUCUAUCUAGUACCUAUCACACUUUCUCAAGCUAGUAUACAAUAUAUUCAAAGUAUUAUAUUUGCACAUGAAUUAACAAUAAAAAAGAAAAGAAAAGUACCAAGUACUAGAGAUUUCCAAAUUGGUGCCAGAAUAGUACUUUCUGGACAAAUUGCAAAGGAUGCUAUUGUUCAUGCAAUGGAAUCUAUUAUCAAACCUGAAAUCCUUUUAUUUCAACCAAGUUGGAGUAUACAAGAUAUUAAAGAAUCAAUGUUGUUUUAUAGGGUACCAAAAGAUUGUGGUAUCUAUCUAGCCGCAAUGUUGGAAAGCAUAGUCACUCACAUACUCGAAUUAUCUUUAACAGUGGUUCAACAACAACAACAACAAGGAACUAUUUUGGAACCAGAACAUAUUAAAUUGGGAAUUUCCAAAGACAAUGAAUUAGAAAGUUUAUUUAAUGGUUUUGAUGAGAUUGGUUCAUUUUCAAAAUUAUCUAGUCUUCAAAAUGAUGAUAAUUAUAAUGAUAAUGAAAUUUGUCAUACCCCCGAAUAA
Molecule: messenger RNA, 591 nt
Organism: Cavenderia fasciculata
Lineage: Eukaryota; Evosea; Eumycetozoa; Acytosteliales; Cavenderiaceae
Exons: 3
Coding region: 1-591 (196 amino acids)
Molecular function (GO): protein heterodimerization activity
Source: RefSeq, a predicted model, not a curated record